This is a messenger RNA of Populus nigra (black poplar), 816 nucleotides long. Its product is annotated as HVA22-like protein e. The coding region runs from base 143 to 559 and encodes 138 amino acids. The transcript has 5 exons. The record is from RefSeq and is a predicted model, not a curated record. Lineage: Eukaryota; Viridiplantae; Streptophyta; Magnoliopsida; Malpighiales; Salicaceae.
UCAAGUCUUGAGCUACUUAUCGUUGUCGUUUAUUGGUUUCAACUUCACUCUCCUUUCGGUUCUGACUUUCAAGCCUUUCUCACAGUUUCUUUGGUGUUUCUUAUCGCUAAGAAAUCUAACAGGAAGAGCGAGACCAGCAAAUAUGGGUCGUUUAGUGACUUUUCUCACUCACGUUCACACAAUAUCUGGGCCAGUGUUGAUGUUGCUAUACCCCUUGUAUGCAUCAGUGGUUGCUAUAGAGAGUCCAUCGAGAGAGGAUGAUAAGCAGUGGCUUGCUUAUUGGAUCUUAUAUUCAUUUCUUACUCUUACAGAGAUGCUGCUCCAAUCCCUUUUAGAGUGGAUUCCCAUAUGGUACUCUUUGAAACUGGUGUUGGCAGCAUGGUUGGUUCUACCACAGUUCAAGGGGGCAGCUUUCGUUUAUGAAAGGUAUGUGAGAGAGCAUAUCACGAAAUUUAUUGGGGUACAAGAUCAUCAGUUUUCCCAUACCGAGUCCCCCAUUGCCAGCGGUAGUGGUGGCAAAGGCAAGAAGAGGUCUGUUCAGUUCGCAACCCCCGAUUAAGGAGAACAUGAGGCUUACUGAAGAGGGGAGAAAAAAUAAUUAGAAGAGGAGACAUAGAUAAGACAUAGUCGGCAGCUGGCUUUUGAGGGAUCUUUUAACCCUUGUAGGGAUCUUUAACCCAUGUAGGGAUCUUCGCUUCUCUGCUCCCACUCUGGUGCUUGUAAAUCUUUAACCCAUCUACAAGUUUGAAUGUCGUGACUUUCCUUUCAUAUACUUGUGUUAAUUCGAUGUUGAAAAUGUAUGGUGUUUGAUGGUGA